Punica granatum (pomegranate) is the source of this 2545-nucleotide messenger RNA. NCBI's taxonomy places the organism in Eukaryota, Viridiplantae, Streptophyta, Magnoliopsida, Myrtales, Lythraceae. The record is from RefSeq and is a predicted model, not a curated record.
CUGCUUGCUUUCUUUUUUUGUUUGGGGGGGAAGAGGACUUCAUUCUCGCGGCUCAUAGUUUGAAACAUGCUAGUUGCUCUUUCCAUUCGCUGUCUACUUCUGUAUGCUGCUGCUUUCUCGCAUAUAAUGUCCUGCUGAUGAAAGUUAGAGAGGGUCAAUGUGAUGGCAUUUGUUGUAGGUGUUGAUCUCAUUAUUGUCUGGACGAUGAUUAUUGGGUAGCAUUUGGGACAUGAAUACUUGUGAUAUAGAAAUGUCAUGAGAUUAAUCAUGACUGCCAGUAUAAAAUGGUUUUUCCCACUUGGUUUUUAUAGUCUACGGCUAUUAAAAAAAAUCUUCCUUUGGUUUCUUGUUUUGGUUCUACAUGGAUCCUUUUAGUAGUAAGCAAUUUUCUCAGGAUAGGUAGAGCACUUGCCGAAAAGUAAAACCUAGUAGAAUCUAAUACAUGGUUAUUUUCCUAGUAGUUGUGACUGAUCAGUUGUAUAUGUAUUAACUAUUGGUUUCAUUUCAUUCCUGACGAGCUUGGUAAUGGGCAUCGGGGAGACUAUGAAGCAUUCAUAUAAAGUAACUAGAGAGAAGCCUUUCAUUAUGUUUUCACGACCUUGAUAAUCUCAGGUCCACGUGGCGUGAUCCCAUUAGCUGGUUCCCCUAAUCCUUCCGAUUCAGAUAAUGUAUGCGCAUGCACGUCACACAUAUUCCCAAUUUCCCACAUCCAAUGGGAAAAAAAUAUCUGUAAUCCGCAGACACUGUAUGUGUAUGCGUUGCGAAAGAGAUGGGCAGUGGGGCGCUCAUGACAUGUUAGCCUCUUGAUCUCCGUCUCCUCCUCUUGCUCGAAAUCCUUCCUUAAUCCCCCGAUGGCUCCGACCCUCACCUCCUCCAACUCCUUCCUCCUUAGACCGACCCCUCUGUCGAGGGCCACUGCCCUCCGGACCCCGAGGCUCACUGUAUUCGCCAAUAAGGCUGAUGAUGAUGCCCCUCCUUCUGGCGGCUUCAGUCCAUUCGGCAACUUUAACUUUGGUAAGAUCCCCGACGUCAAGUCCCUGGUCCCUGUGGUGAGCGGGGGCCGGACAUCCCCCGGGUUGUCUUUUGGUAACUUGAGGAGGAAGGACCCCGGCACCGUGUUUGUUGCUGGGGCGUCCGGGCAGGCGGGCAUCCGCAUUGCCCAGAAGCUCCUCAGGGAGGGGUUCAGCGUAAGGGCUGGCGUGCCUGAGCUCUCUGCUGCUCAGGAGCUGGCUCAGCUUGCCGCUACAUACAAGAUAAUAUCGAAUGAGGAGUCAAAACGCCUCAAUGCGGUGGAAUCCGCGUUCGGAGAUGCCGAGUCAAUUGCCAAGGCCAUCGGAAACGCUAGCAAGGUGGUGGUCACCAUUGGCCCCACGGAAUACGGCCCAUCUGCCGAGGUCAACCCAUUUGACGCCCUCAGCGUGGUUGAGGGUGCAAAGCUUGCCGGUGUCGGCCAUGUUGCGAUAAUCUACGAUGGCGGCACCGGCGGCUCCACCUACAAUGUCCUCGAUGGCAUCUCCUCCUUCUUCAACAACCUCUUCGCACGGACCCAGACCCUGACAUUUGCCGAGUUCCUGGAGAAGGUCGUGGAAGCCGACGUUAGCUACACGCUGAUCAAGACGAAGCUGACAGAGGAUUACUCCGAGGAGAGUGAGUACGCCGUCGUCGUUGCGAACGAGGGUAGCAGCAACAGCAGUGCGAACGACUACAAAGUUGCAAAGUCGCAGAUAGCAGCACUAGUGGCGGAUGUUUUCUCCAACACCGCUGUGGCAGAAAAUAAGGUGGUAGAAGUUUUUACAGAUCCAUCAGCAUCGUCGAAGCCCAUGGCUGAGCUUUUCGGUGCCAUUCCUGAAGAUGGGAGAAGGAAGGCCUAUGCGGAAGCCCUUGCGAAAGCCAAAGCAGAGGAGGAAGCACAGCUAGCGGCUGAGAAAGCUCGGGUGGCUGCCGAAGCGGCAAAGAAGCUGGAGGAAGAGGUGAAGAGGCUGUCUCAGCAGGAAGCUGUUGCUUCCGAUCUGGCUGAGGAGGCCCGUGAGAAGGCGGACGCAGCAGGUAUCUCAAUGGAGAGCAUAUUUAACAAGGCUAAGGACUUCGGGUCGGGCCUGUCUCUCGAGAAAUUCGGGUCUCAGAUAGCGAAUGCUGGGCAGAAGCCCGUUGAGAAGCCGGAGGUCCAGAUCGCCACCGUCAGGGGACAGGCCAAGGCGCGGAACCUGCCAGCCUUGAGGGCAGUGGUCAAGAAGGCCGUCCCCACCGGCUCUGGCACGGUCAUGGUUGGCCCCCCAGCUCCGAAGCCGAAACCGAAGCCAACUCUGGAGCCGACUGGUAGUAGACGGAAGGAGGAGCCCAAGAAGGAAGUGAGGAAGGUGUUUGGUGGGCUCUUCCAGCAAGAGACCAUAUACGUAGAUGACGAUUGAGCCCAGUCAUAAUAUUUCUAAGGACCAUAAUGCUAUGUUGUACGUACGUAACGUAACUGCUGAAUUAAAAAAAAAAAACAAAAUCUACGAUUAAUAAAAUCCAUUGGAAAAUCAACACCAUGCAAUUCGGGAUUAAA